Messenger RNA from Drosophila hydei, 3231 nucleotides. RefSeq names its product dynamin (gene shi). The record is from RefSeq and is a predicted model, not a curated record. Gene Ontology annotation, molecular function: GTPase activity; microtubule binding; GTP binding. Lineage: Eukaryota; Metazoa; Arthropoda; Insecta; Diptera; Drosophilidae. Gene Ontology annotation, biological process: receptor-mediated endocytosis. Gene Ontology annotation, cellular component: plasma membrane; synapse; cytoplasm. The coding region runs from base 319 to 3045 and encodes 908 amino acids. The transcript is spliced from 17 exons.
UUGAUAACUAACUAAAAAAGAAAGAAAAGAACUUAACAGAAGUCGCAGCCAGUAGCAGCAGCAGAGUGCAGCCAACAUCGAGCAGCGGCCAGUAGCAGAAUCAGUGACAGAGACUGAGGCGUCUUCGUACCUAAGUGCUGUUCACGCAGCAACAGUAAUUAACUGUAAAACGUAACGAGAAUCAACAACAAAAACUAAACUCGAUCGUGUUUAAAAGAGAGCGGAAAAGCACGAGAGAGUGAGUGAACGAGAGAUUCAAAAUCCAGUAUCAGCAAAUUUGCCGUCUUCGUUUACGUCUUCAUCAACGUCUACGUCACCAUGGACAACUUAAUUCCGAUCGUCAAUAAGCUGCAGGAUGCAUUCACAUCGCUGGGUGUGCACAUGCAAUUGGACUUGCCACAAAUUGCCGUUGUUGGUGGACAGUCGGCUGGCAAGAGUUCGGUGCUGGAGAAUUUCGUGGGCAAAGACUUUCUGCCUCGUGGUUCGGGCAUUGUGACACGCAGACCUUUAAUUUUGCAGCUGAUCAACGGAAUAACUGAGCAUGGCGAAUUUCUGCACUGUAAGGGCAAAAAGUUCUCGAGCUUCGAUGAGAUACGCAAAGAGAUCGAAGAUGAAACGGAUCGUGUGACUGGCAGCAACAAGGGCAUCUCAAACAUUCCGAUUAAUUUGCGCGUCUACUCGCCGCACGUUUUAAAUUUGACGCUGAUCGAUUUGCCGGGUCUAACUAAAGUGGCAAUCGGCGAUCAGCCCGUUGAUAUUGAGCAGCAGAUUAAGCAAAUGAUAUUCCAAUUUAUACGCAAGGAGACUUGCCUUAUAUUGGCCGUGACGCCGGCCAAUACCGAUCUGGCCAAUUCGGAUGCCCUCAAGCUGGCCAAGGAAGUUGAUCCGCAGGGCGUGCGAACAAUUGGCGUUAUUACCAAAUUGGAUCUCAUGGACGAAGGCACCGAUGCACGUGAUAUACUCGAGAAUAAGCUGUUGCCAUUGCGUCGCGGCUAUAUUGGUGUUGUGAAUCGUUCGCAAAAGGAUAUUGAGGGACGCAAGGAUAUCCAUAUGGCAUUGGCCGCUGAGCGCAAAUUCUUCCUCAGCCAUCCAUCGUAUCGCCAUAUGGCCGAUCGUCUGGGCACACCAUAUUUGCAGCGUGUCCUCAAUCAGCAGCUAACCAAUCACAUUCGGGACACGUUGCCAGGAUUGCGCGAUAAACUGCAGAAGCAGAUGCUCACCCUUGAGAAGGAGGUCGAAGAGUUUAAGCAUUUUCAGCCAGGCGAUGCCAGCAUCAAGACAAAGGCUAUGCUCCAAAUGAUACAGCAACUGCAGUCGGACUUUGAGCGUACCAUCGAGGGCAGUGGCUCCGCUUUGGUCAAUACAAAUGAGUUGUCUGGCGGUGCUAAGAUCAAUCGCAUAUUCCACGAGCGUCUUCGCUUUGAGAUUGUGAAAAUGGCGUGCGAUGAGAAGGAGCUGCGACGUGAGAUCUCGUUUGCCAUACGCAACAUACACGGUAUUCGUGUUGGUCUCUUCACGCCGGACAUGGCGUUCGAGGCGAUCGUUAAGCGGCAGAUUGCGCUGCUCAAGGAGCCGGUCAUUAAGUGUGUGGAUCUAGUCGUACAGGAAUUGUCGGUGGUCGUGCGCAUGUGCACAGAUAAGAUGAACCGCUAUCCACGCUUACGCGAGGAAACGGAACGCAUCAUAACCACGCACGUCCGCCAGCGUGAGCAGCGCUGCAAGGAGCAAAUCCUUUUGCUAAUUGACUUCGAGCUCGCCUACAUGAAUACCAAUCACGAGGAUUUCAUUGGCUUCGCCAAUGCUCAGAACAAAUCUGAGAAUGCAAACAAGACCGGAACCCGACAGCUGGGCAAUCAGGUCAUACGCAAGGGUCAUAUGGUCAUUCAAAAUUUGGGCAUUAUGAAAGGUGGCUCGCGUCCCUAUUGGUUUGUUUUGACCUCGGAGAGCAUUUCGUGGUACAAGGACGAGGAUGAGAAGGAGAAGAAAUUCAUGUUGCCGUUGGAUGGUUUGAAAUUGCGCGAUAUUGAGCAGGGCUUUAUGUCAAUGUCUAGACGUGUUACAUUUGCUUUAUUCAGUCCCGACGGACGUAAUGUUUAUAAGGAUUACAAACAAUUGGAGUUGUCCUGUGAGACGGUGGAGGAUGUUGAAUCAUGGAAGGCAUCAUUCUUACGCGCAGGCGUCUAUCCCGAAAAGCAGGAGACCCAGGAGAAUGGCGACGAGGAAGGACAAGAGCAAAAAUCGGCCAACGAGGAAAGCUCCUCGGAUCCACAAUUGGAGCGUCAAGUGGAGACAAUUCGCAAUCUAGUCGACUCCUACAUGAAGAUCGUCACAAAGACCACACGGGACAUGGUUCCCAAGGCAAUUAUGAUGCUGAUCAUCAAUAAUGCCAAGGACUUUAUCAAUGGAGAGCUGUUGGCACAUCUGUAUGCCUCCGGCGAUCAGGCACAAAUGAUGGAAGAGUCCGCCGAGUCGGCAACCCGGCGUGAGGAAAUGUUGCGCAUGUAUCGCGCGUGCAAGGAUGCCUUGCAGAUCAUUGGUGACGUAUCGAUGGCAACUGUAUCAUCGCCAUUGCCGCCGCCAGUGAAGAACGAUUGGCUACCAAGUGGCUUGGAAAAUCCGGGUCUAUCGCCGCCCAGUCCCGGCGGACCACGCAAGCCCGCACCCACCGCACAGGGCUCGUUGGGUGGCCGCAAUCCACCUUUGCCCCCGGCAACAGGACGUCCAGCGCCCGCUAUUCCCAGCCGCCCAGGAGGCGGGGCACCGCCCCUGCCAGGCGGCCGGCCAGGCGGAGCUCUGCCACCUCCAUUGCUGCCAUCUCGCGUCACUGGAGCUGUCGGCGGUGCCAUAACACAGCAGGCUGGCGCCAACCGCUACAUCCCGGAGAGCAUGCGCGGACAAGUGAAUCAGGCUGUGGGCCAGGCGGCCAUGAAUGAACUCUCCAAUGUCUUUGCCACACGGUUCAAUCGGCCGGGCAUGAAUGCGCCGCCAAGGCUACCUGAACGUCCUUCCUACUAUGGCAACACGACCAAUGGCAGGCCCUACUGAGCGAGAGUGUAAGUGAGCGAGCCAGCGAGUUAACGCUAUUUAGAUGGAUCGAACAGUUACAGUGCGAGCGUGGGCGUCAGUGCGAGCGAGAUGGCGCGCGCAUACGGAAUAGUACUGUUUACUGUAAUUCAAUUUGUAUUAUUAUGUAUGUAUGUGUGUGUGUGAGUGUGUGACUGAGUGAGUGCG